Molecule: messenger RNA, 1490 nt
Organism: Orcinus orca (killer whale)
Lineage: Eukaryota; Metazoa; Chordata; Mammalia; Artiodactyla; Delphinidae
Gene: DBX2
Product: developing brain homeobox 2
Exons: 4
Coding region: 142-1104 (320 amino acids)
Biological process (GO): regulation of transcription by RNA polymerase II
Molecular function (GO): DNA-binding transcription factor activity, RNA polymerase II-specific; DNA binding
Source: RefSeq, a predicted model, not a curated record
GAAAAUAGUAUCUCUCCCUACCCGCCAGCGUCCGCGGUGCUCUCGCCUCCUUUCCCGGCUGAGCGCGCUCCAGCGUUGCGGGAGGCGGCGCGCGGGGCGCGGGUCCGGAAGCGGGCGCGCAGCGGUCCGGGGCGCCGCACCAUGCUGCCGAGCGCCGUGGCGGCCCAUGCCGGCGCCUACUGGGACGUGGUGGCUUCCUCCGCGCUGCUGAACUUCCCCGCCGCGCCGGGCUUCGGCAACCUGGGCAAGAGUUUCCUGAUCGAGAACUUGCUGCGGGCUGGGGGCGCCCCGCCGCACAGGCUACCACCGCCCCCGCCCCACGGCCCGGCAGCAGCUCUCGCCGCGGGCGCUCAGGUCCGGCCCCUGCCCGCCAGCCCGGUUCCGCUCAAGCUGUGCCCCGCGGCAGAACCAGUCAGCCCCAGCGGGGCGCUCUACGGCACGCGGUGGGCGUUUCAAGUGCUCAGCCCCUCGGCGGACGGCGCCAGGCUGCCGAGCCGGGCUCCGGCGGACCGAGACUGUGCCUUCCAGCCAUCAACCCCAGCGCCUUCCAAGCCUUUUUUUCUGAGCGCCCCGCCAUUCUACUCGUCGUGCUGCGGUGGGUCCUGUCGGCGCCCUGCCUCCCCCACUGCUUUUCCAAGAGAAGAGAGUGUGCUGCCUCUUCUGACACAGGAAUCUAAUUCCAAAGCUCGGAGGGGUAUUUUAAGAAGAGCUGUCUUUUCUGAGGACCAGAGAAAGGCUCUGGAGAAAAUGUUUCAGAAGCAGAAAUAUAUCAGCAAAACAGACCGAAAGAAACUUGCCGUCAACUUGGGACUAAAGGAAUCACAGGUGAAAAUCUGGUUUCAGAACAGAAGGAUGAAAUGGCGGAAUUCCAAAGAAAAGGAAGUGCUUUCCAACAGGUGUAUCCAAGAAGUAGUCCUUCAAGAGGACCCCCUCUCAAGAUCUGCUCUGGGUUUCCCUUCUCCAUGUCCUUCACUCUGGGAAAUCUCCCAACAGCACUCGAGUCCAAGGUGGAGGGAGAAUUCACCAGAACCAUCAGAGAGACUAAUCCUGGAGAGUCCAGGGGCAUUGGCCCCAGAAGCAAAGUCACUGCAAGGUGCCUUAUAAUUGUGUUCUGAAGAGGAUGCCAGAGACAAGGGUGUACUUACUGGCUCAGUGUGAAUGGAAGCAUUCUGCCACGUUAACGUAAAGAACAGUUAACUAUUAACGUUUGGACUCUUAAGCCUGCUAGCUUGUGUCUCAUCAGUGCCUAAAACCUAACACCUUUGGAGUGAAGCAUGGACUAAUGUUUUAGGAAACCUCUCCAGUGUUCUCUUAUUUGGGUCCUAGACUCAGACUUAAUUUGUAAGUGGAACAGAAUCUCCCAGAAAGUACGAUGGAACUGAAAAGAACGAGAAUAAUGGUCAGCUCAGUCCUUACUCUGAAUACGUGUAUAUAUGCAUGUGUCUCUAUGUGUAUAUAUAUAAAUAUUCAUUAAAAUACAUUAGUAGAAA